This is a messenger RNA of Saccharomycopsis crataegensis, 1995 nucleotides long. Its product is annotated as Hsp70 family ATPase. Gene Ontology annotation, molecular function: ATP-dependent protein folding chaperone; ATP binding. The record is from RefSeq and is a predicted model, not a curated record. NCBI's taxonomy places the organism in Eukaryota, Fungi, Ascomycota, Saccharomycetes, Ascoideales, Saccharomycopsidaceae. The transcript has a single exon. Bases 1 to 1995 code for a protein of 664 amino acids. Gene Ontology annotation, cellular component: mitochondrion; cytoplasm.
AUGUUGAAAUCUCGUACAAUAUUAGGGUCUUUCCGAUUUAUGAGAAGCUACUCAUUAAAAGUCCAAUCUUCCAGUAAGCUGGUGAUUGGAAUUGAUUUGGGUACUACCAACUCCGCGGUAGCGAUAGUUCAAACAGGUGAUGAUCAACCCAAGAUUAUUGAGAAUCAAGAAGGGAAAAGAACAACGCCCUCGGUAGUUGCCUUUACCAAGAGUAUAGAGGGCACGGGUAAACCGAAGGUGAUUGUUGGCGAAGCGGCAAAGAGACAAUCGGUGUUGAAUUCCGAAAAUACCUUUUUUGCGACGAAAAGAUUGAUCGGGAGAAGGUUCAAAGAUAUUGAAGUCCAGCGAGACUUGAAUAAUGUACCCUACAAGAUUGUGGAGAACAAAGCCAAUGGAGACGCCUGGCUUAAACUUGAUGGUGUUACCAGCGCGGACGAAUCAAAAGAAAUCUCAUACUCUCCCGCACAAAUUGGUGGAUUUAUCUUGGAUAAUAUGAAGAAAGUUGCGGAAACAAGUCUUGGAAUACCAAUAAAGAACGCCGUGGUGACGGUCCCAGCGUAUUUUAAUGAUUCUCAAAGACAGGCAACUAAGGAUGCUGGUAAAAUCAUUGGUUUAAAUAUUUUAAGAGUGAUCAAUGAACCAACCGCUGCCGCUUUGGCCUAUGGUUUGGAUAGUAAAAAAAAUGGCUUGGUGGCAGUGUAUGACUUGGGAGGCGGAACCUUCGAUAUUUCGAUUUUAGAUAUUGAUGAUGGGGUAUUCGAAGUGGUUGCCACCAAUGGUGAUACCCAUUUAGGUGGUGAGGAUUUUGAUAUCCUAUUGAUGAAUUAUGUCAUUGAUGAUUUUAAAAAGAAAACCGGGAUCAAUUUACUUGAAAAGUCCUCAAAAGUUGAAAUCCAAAGAAUUAGAGAAGCUUGUGAAAAGGCUAAGAUUGAAUUAUCUCAUGUUAAAGCAACGACCAUCAGCAUACCAUUCAUUUAUGAACAACAACAUAUCAACCUAGAUUUGACCGAAGACCAGCUCGAUGACCUCUCGUUACCAUUGAUCAAUAAAACAAUCCCCCCAGUUAAAAAAGCCUUGAAAGAUGCGGAUUUGGAGCCAGAAGAUAUUGAUGAAAUCAUUCUUGUUGGGGGUAUGACAAGAAUGCCAAAGAUUAGAAAGAUUGUAGGUGAAGUCUUUGACAAGAUUCCAAACCAUGAAGUUAAUCCCGAUGAAGCGGUGGCUCUUGGGGCUGCUAUCCAAGGUGCGGUUCUUUCUGGUGAGAUUAAAGAUGUUUUAUUAUUGGAUGUUACUCCUUUGACUUUGGGUAUUGAAACUUAUGGCGGGAUUUAUGCCCCAUUGAUUCCAAGAAACACAACAAUUCCAAUCAAAAAGACCCAAGUGUUCUCCACUGGUGUUGAUGGUCAAACCGCGGUGGAUAUAAGUGUGUAUCAGGGGGAGAGACCGUUGGUUAAGGAUAACAAAUUGAUUGGUCACUUCAAACUCGGCAAAAUUCCAAUUCUACCAAAAGGAGAACCACAAAUCCAAGUUACAUUUGAUAUUGAUGCUGAUGGAAUAAUUCAAGUGAAGGCGAAAGAGCUCAAGACUGACCUGACUGCCUCUAUUACUGUCUCUGGCGUUUCUGGAUUGACGGAAGCCGAUAUCGAAAAGAUGGUGAAUGAUGCAGAGAAAUUCAAAGAUCAAGAUAAAAAGGCGCAGGUAUUGCUUGAACACGCUACUAGAUCUGAUAUGUUGGUGAACGAUACUAAGAAUGCUUUGGAAAAAUUGGGCAAAUUGAUUGAAAAUGCAUCGGACAAUAAGGUGAUACAAGAUGGUGUUUCCGAAUUGCAACAGAUGUUGGUGUCAGUGGAAACCAUGGUGAGCCAAGCAAGAAGCAAUGAUCCGAAUGAAGCCGGCAAGGUUAAUGUGGCAAUCUUAAAGAAAGAGACCGAUGCAAUCCAAAAGUUUUCAAUGAAAGUCUUUAGUGAAAUUGCUAAAGUCCAAGCCUCAGGUAACUGA